Molecule: messenger RNA, 3666 nt
Organism: Xyrichtys novacula (pearly razorfish)
Lineage: Eukaryota; Metazoa; Chordata; Actinopteri; Labriformes; Labridae
Source: the annotation of a GenBank genome assembly
CUUUGUUGCACUUCCUGGUCCUACACUUAAAUGUAUCCUGAAAACAGACGCUGAAAAUCGGUUGCUUGGAGGUUUUUGGUUUACUUUGCGAUGGAAAGUGAGACUGACAUCUUUUACAAGGAGCUGCCCAAAGUGGUGAGUAGAGCUACAAAUGUCUAACAGUAAAUUUGACGAGAUGGAACUUUUAACGAAAUAAACGAGAAACUGGUAACACUUGUGCAAAGAUUACAUACUAACCCCAGCCUGUAACUGUCUCCAGGAGCUUCAUGCUCACCUCAAUGGAUCCGUCAGCGUCCAAACCAUCGAGAAAGUCAUCAGCAGAAAGCCUCAUCUUAACAUCGAGCAAAACAUGACUGCCAUCGGCAAAGGGCAGCGGAGGACUCUGGAUGAGUGAGUCGAAACACUGUCAAGUCUAAGUUUAAACACCACACUUUAUAUUCAUAUCAUCGUGCUUAUUGUGGGGUUUUUUAAGCAUAGUUAGGCAAAUGGUAAGCUAACGACAUUGAGAAGUGAAGGGAGGUCCUUUUUUGGCGUGAGUGUUUCAAGUGCGUGGUGCGCAUGUCUGCAGGUGUUUUCAGGUCUUCAAAGUCAUUCAUCAGCUGGUGGACUCGGAGGAGGAUAUUCUGAUGGUGAGGACUGUCUCUUACAUACAGGGAUAUUCCGGCGUAAAUUUAGUUUAGGGUAAAACACACCAUAACACCGAGUGAGACACCCCCUCCAGAGAUGAAUGUUGCUGACCGCUUGCUUCUCUAGUUAUACCAACUUUAGUAACGACCGCAGAAUAGCAAUACACAGCAGUCUGAGGAGCCAUAAACAAACCUCAACCAAAAUUCCACUCUAUAGCCACAAAUAAUGCUCAGAACAGCAUCUAACUUCAUCAACAGUACAUAUAGGGUCCUAGCCACAGCACUAGCCACCAAACAUCUUUUUAACUUUGCCUAAUAUCUUUAGCAAAGAGACUAAACACAAGUCACCGACUCUCUUCCAGCAGCAGCUUUUUUGUAGCGAGACCUCAGGCGAGUCCAUUACGGACUGCAGCGGGGUGACACAGCUCAAGGAAGAACAUUUAUGAUCAUUUCUUUAUCCGUAAUGGACUGGCCUGAGAUCUCGCCACAAACAAGCUGCUGCUGGAAGAGAGUAGGUGAGUUGUGUUUAGUCUCUUUGCCAAAGAUAUUAGACAAAGUUAAAAAGAUGUUUGGUGGCUAGUGCUGUGGCUAGGACUCUAUAUGUCCUGUUGAUGAAGUUAGGUGCUGUUCUGAGCAUUAUUUGUGGCUAUAGAGUGGCUUUUUGGUCGAGGUUUGUUUAUGGCUCCUCAGACCGCUGUGUAUUGCUAUCUGCGGUCGUUACUAAAGUUAACUAGAGAAGCAAGCGGUCGGCAAUAUUCAUCUCUGGAGGGGGUGUCUAACUCGAUGUUGUGUUUGACCCUAAAUUUUACGCCAGAAUAUCCCUUUAAACAUCAAUCAUUUGUUUGCUGUUCUUUUCAGGGAUGUCAACAGUAGGUGUUUCUUUUCUUACUUUCCAGGUGGCCACAGAUGUUAUCAAGGAGUUUGCAGCAGAUGGUGUCAAAUAUUUAGAGCUUAGAAGUACACCAAGGGAGGAGACAAAAACAGGUAAAGACAUCCAAAUCCGAUUGCAGGGUAAAACCCUCCGAACAGUUUUACUCUGGCUUUAGUUUGAAAUGUCUUUUUUACUUUCCCCCUAGGACUGACAAAAAAGAGUUACAUUGAAACUGUCAUAAAAGCCAUCCAACAAUGUAAAAUCGAUGGUGUGGAUAUAGAUGUCAGGUGGGCAUAGAUGCUAUUCUUACAGUUUACAAGCUGAGAGGUAUAAUUUUGAUGGAUCCAUUAACCAGAGCACUGGCUUUGGUUGAUAAUUGUGCGCUUAUUUGUUCUGUAGGUUUCUGGUUGCAAUUGACCGAAGGAAUGGGACUGAAGUUGCGAUGGAGACUGUGAAGUUAGCAGAGGAGUUCAUGCUGUCCUCUGAUGGUCUGGUGGUGGGACUUGACCUCAGUGGUGAUCCAACGGUCAGUAUGAGAGUUUAGAGCUUUCGGAAAAGAAGGUUUCUCUCAAAAUACCCACCAGAGCAGAUUCUAUUUAGACGAGCUGUUACACUAGAGUACUUUUUACAGGUCACAACAGGCUCAAAAUUAAUUAUCUAUAAAUCUCUAUAAACAACCAAAGGAAUAAUGUCUGAUAACAGGGUCUUUGUUGUGUAAAUUCUGUCAUGAUUUUGGUUCUAGGGCAAAGGUGAGGUCUCCCUCCUUGAAUAGUUGUUUCAGAUUUUCAUAAAUGGGGAAAAAUGUUGUCAGCUGUCAGUUAUGUUCUUUCAGAUGAGAGAGGCUCUGCUAUUGUUGUUGCCAUAAAAUAAGUGGUUUUGUUUCUAGGUUGGCCAUGGAAAAGACCUUCUGCCUGCCCUGCAGAAAGCAAAGAACUGUGGACUCAAGUUGUCGCUGCACCUUUCAGAAGUAUGACCACCACAAUCCGAGGGUUCACUGUAGUUAAAUUACUUGUGAGAAGUGUAACAUCUCAGUAUGUGCCCACAGGUACCCACUCAGCAAGAAGAGACAGACCUGCUGUUGAAUCUUCCUCCAGACAGGAUUGGUCAUGGAACCUUCUUGCAUCCAGAAGUCGGUGGAUCUCAAAGUCUUGUUGACAAAGUCCGUAAAAACAACAUACCUCUGGGUAAGACUGAAAUAAAAUGAUAUAUUUUCUGUGUUUGCACUGUGAAGUGACUUGGCUUUCUAAUUUUCCUUCUUUUUUUUUUUUUUAACUUAGAGCUUUGCCUGACCUCCAAUGUCAAGGGACAAACUGUGCCAUCUUACUCCAAACACCAUUUCAAUUACUGGUACCAGCUGGGUCAUCCCAGUGUGAUUUGUGUAAGUGUCCUUUUUUCACUCCGUUAAGCAUUUUCAACAUCUAAUUUCCUUUGAAACAUUUCCAUCUGAGGCUACACAGGAGAGCCAAACUCUGCAUUAUUUGUUUUACUUUGAUGUAGAACAAAUCAGUUUGAGCAAUUUUACUUAAAACCUUUCACAUAAAAUAUUAAACCUACACUUUAACUUCAUUAAGUUUAGUUUAGGAAAACCAAGCCCUAACUCUUGAUUAAAUACUGUAGUUUCUUUAUAUACACACACAUCAUGUCAGCCAACCCUAAAAACAAUCACUUUGUACACUUGCUUUAAUGCAACUUCUUAACAGACUAACUGCUAAACUGAUGGAGCACCACUACAGAAAUAUGAGCCAGAGGUGAUGCUUACUGGUGAAAAAAUUCAAGUUCCUCUUGAAUGAAUUUAUUUUUUUGUCCUAUUACAGACUGACGAUAAAGGAGUCUUCAGCACAGACUUAUCUCAGGAAUAUCAACUGGCAGCUUCCACGUUUGGUCUCAGUCAUGAGGAUGUCUGGAAGCUCUCCCAGCAAGCCAUAGACUGUAUUUUUGCACCAGAUGACAUGAUACAACAACUCAAACAAAAAUGGGUUGAUAUGAAGCCUCAGGUGUUCAAAUGAUUGCACAGUAGGAUUUAAACACCGCGUGAACCUCAGGUUAUAGUUUACAAAAUCUUUUUCAGUAUCUUUGUACAUGUCUGUCUAGGAACCAUGUAUAAUUAACUAAAAAGGGAAGUCUACAACUGUAUGUGAAAACCACUUUAAAAAAUACCUCUUUCAUUCA